AUGUUCGUCUCCGACUGCUCUCAGCCAGAUCCGAUAGUGCUGCCCCACAGUGCUGCUCACUCGGGCACAUCUGUGCUUACUUCUGCCACCGCACGGCCUGGCCUAGCGGUGUUUGUGCCAGCCUUCCAUCACCCGGGCUUGCCACUUCCAGCUCGCUCCUUCGUUUGCUUUGCCUCCUCGGCAUUGGCCUCAGGACUAGGAUGCAUUGAGCCAUCCGUGCUUGUUCCUGAUUCCUCGCACACGGAACCAGCCCUUUCCAUCCGGAACUUUGCUUGCACAGGUCCAGCUGCGCCGUUCUUCGGCCUCGGCAGGGUGGAUCUGCCGCUGUCGGUCUUUGAUAGCAGCAGCUCAGGACUUCUUCUGUUCAUUCGCAAUCCCUUCCGCGCUGGGCCAAGCCUCUCGGCCUUUGGCUUGGGAAGCCUGGACCUGUCCUCGCUAGUCUUGGAUCUCACGCAUCUCGAAUCUUCUACGCUGUUGCGAAGCUUCGUCCGGCCGGGCUUGCCGAUUCUGCCAGUGGACUUCGUGGCGACCGGCAGCUCGAUGCCGCUGCGGCAGCCUUCUCGAACUGGCCUUGUCGUGCCAGUGAGCUCCCUCAUCUCGGAUGGCUCCGACUCCACGUACCUGAAGAUCAGCUCGUCUCAGCUGGACGUCUACGCUGGCACCCAGCGUGGCAUUACAGUGACCGCAAACGGUGGCACACUGCACGGUGCAUGGUCGGCAGAAGCCAGUAUCACAACGUCCGACAGGCGUCUGAAGCGCAAUAUUCAGCCGCUGUACCAAACCAUCGCAACCAGAGCGCGUGAUCGAUGGGAGUCCGAUUCGGGAGUACAGCCGGCAGCUGACAAGCUGAGCGAAGGUGAGCAGGUGAAGUGGCUGCUGCGCGAGCUGCGGCCAGUCUCCUUCCAGCUGAAACGGGGACCGGAAGCCAAGUACCUGAAAUUCGGAUUCAUCGCGCAAGAGCUGGAAGCAGUCUUCCCCAACUUGGUUCGGACGGUUGGGGACAACACGAAAGCAGUUGCAAGCCAGGACCUCAUCGCGGUGCUGACUCUCGCCUUCCAGAAUCUGCAGAAGGAGCACGAUGAGUACAAGAAGACGGUGCUUGAUCAGCAGAGGGACUUAGAAGCCCUGAAGCGGCGCCUGGAUCGCCUCGAAGCCGUGGGCGGCCGUGCAUCAGCUGCAUAA
Symbiodinium sp. CCMP2592 is the source of this 1182-nucleotide messenger RNA. The record is from the annotation of a GenBank genome assembly. NCBI's taxonomy places the organism in Eukaryota, Dinophyceae, Suessiales, Symbiodiniaceae.